Messenger RNA from Myodes glareolus (Bank vole), 1894 nucleotides. RefSeq names its product heart and neural crest derivatives expressed 1 (gene Hand1). NCBI's taxonomy places the organism in Eukaryota, Metazoa, Chordata, Mammalia, Rodentia, Cricetidae. Gene Ontology annotation, molecular function: DNA-binding transcription factor activity, RNA polymerase II-specific; protein dimerization activity; RNA polymerase II transcription regulatory region sequence-specific DNA binding. Gene Ontology annotation, biological process: heart development; regulation of transcription by RNA polymerase II. The record is from RefSeq and is a predicted model, not a curated record.
UAAAAUCGUGUGGCGCUUGCUGAGCAUAAAACUUGGGACCGCCACCCCCUUUCCUCCUCCUUCCAUUGGCUCCAGCUGGAGGUUGACAUCAAAGCCGAGACCUUAAAUAAGCAGGAUCUUGAUGGCAAGUCCGCAGAAGGGUUAAACGGGUCUUUGGAAAUCUGUACCCACUCCCUCUCUACCUACAGAAACCCUGAAGAAGACAGCAGGUCCCGCGUGUCAUCCCCAGCUUUGCUCAGGACUCCUCCAAAGCCCAGUCAGUUCGCGGCCCGGGAGCCCACGGGUGGCCCAGUUCUGUGGGGCGCAUGGGGCGGCGCUAAUUGGGCUGGCGGCGCAGGCCAGGAGCCUCUCCAACAUGAACCUCGUGGGUAGCUACGCACACCAUCACCACCAUCACCACCCACACCCGGCGCACCCCAUGCUCCACGAACCCUUCCUCUUUGGUCCGGCCUCCCGCUGCCACCAGGAGCGGCCUUACUUCCAGAGCUGGCUGCUGAGCCCCGCUGAUGCUGCCCCAGAUUUCUCUGCCGGCGGGCCACCACCGACCACCGCAGUAGCGGCGGCUGCCUAUGGUCCCGACGCCAGGCCGGGUCAGAGCCCAGGUCGGCUGGAGGCGCUUGGAGGCCGCCUGCCCAGGCGAAAAGGCUCAGGACCCAAGAAGGAGCGGAGGCGCACAGAGAGCAUUAACAGCGCAUUCGCGGAGCUGCGUGAGUGCAUCCCCAAUGUGCCCGCAGAUACCAAGCUCUCCAAGAUCAAGACUCUGCGCCUGGCCACCAGCUACAUCGCCUACUUGAUGGAUGUGCUGGCCAAGGAUGCACAAGCGGGUGACCCCGAGGCCUUCAAGGCUGAACUCAAAAAGGCGGAUGGCGGCCGGGAGAGCAAGCGGAAAAGGGAGCUGCCUCAGCACGAAGGCUUUCCUCCUGCCCUGGGGCCAGGCGAGAAGAGGAUUAAAGGGCGCACCGGCUGGCCUCAGCAAGUCUGGGCGCUGGAGCUAAAUCAGUGAGACCCGGCCGGCGCCGAGGACCCGGCUGCGGCUGGCCCACCUGGCCACCGGGAGAGAAGGACGUAGCGGCCAAGGCCGGCCUCCGGGAUCCCGCAGUUUGCACGCGCGCCUCGCCCAGUCUCUGCGGAGCUCCGGUGGGUCGGCGGCUGCAACUACCCACUAGGAUCGCACGUGCAAUGUCAUUUGAAUUUGUUGAUACAGUAAGAGAAAGAGAAAUUUAUAUAUAUGUUCACUUCCCGCCAAGGGCGGCUCUUGGAGGCUCGACACAAGAAAGGAGGAACUGCAGAAACCCAAGCGCCCAAAGAGACGCACCCUUCCAACCCGUCUGGGUGGAACUCAACCCCAAAGGCCGCGCUGGCGCCUCUCUCUGGCUCGCUCACUGGUCUCCUUCUGGGCUCUGCGUCAGUAACCCGGACGCCUUCUUCUCGAGUUAAAAUGCAAUAAGAGUAAUCGGUAGUUUCCUGCCAGGAAGAGGGACGCUGCCUGGGUCGUUCUCUUCGGAACAGUGCUUUUCCUUUUUGUCGCCGCACUUCCUAUCUAGAGGGAAGGCACUGCUUCCCUCCGUAGCACCUCUGCUUUCCAAGGGAAAUGUUUUUCUUCCUUUUCCUUCCCUCCCUUUCCUUUUCUUUCCCCUUCCUUUCUCCAUCCUCGUCCCCUUACCCCUUCUUUCCUUUCCUUCUUUCUCCUUCCUUCCUUCCCUUCCAAGUAAAAGCUUUCCCUUCGUUACCGAAUUUUUGACAUAUUUAAACUACCUAUCGUACCUGUUGCUCUCAGGUAUAUAUCUCCCUAACCCCACCCUCUUUCUACCUCAAAUCCGUGUGACCACUCGCAGCCCCAUCCUUCGCCAAAGCAAUAUCUAUGCUCUUGACUUAAUAAAAAGUUUUUCGAGAA